CUUCUGGCGUGCGAAAUUCCGCCGCUCGCAUGUGUCGGCAUGAAACGGGAGAUAAAACGUCGCCGCGCGGACUCCGCCAUGUAGGUCCCGUCCUUGCCGAGUCGUCGUUGGCAAGAGGGAGAUGGCGAGACAAGAAAGGGCCCGGCGGCUCGAGGAGCUACCGCCGCGCACACUUCGCCCGUCUCGGAACGCUCGGCGCAGCGUUGCGUCGUAAGGGAGUCAAGGUAACCGUUCCCUCCAAUCAAGGAAACUAUCGCCGUCGUGGCUCGCCGUUGAAAAAGCGCCCAACCACGACGACAACGACGUCGAACGAAGUGGCAACAAGGUGUGGGCUAUAGCAGGCAUUGAGUCGUCGCUUUUCGGGGUGGGCACACACAAUUGAGUGCCGCGGCGUCGUACAAGGAUUUCUCUGCAGUUCCGGAAAGACACGGCGAAGAUGCGGUACCUGCUCACCCUGAUCGUCGGCGCGGUUGUGGGCCCGAUCUUGAGCGCCGAUGCAAAGUACCUGCGUGACAAUCCCGACUGCGGGGAUGACGCCAUCGAUGCCUGCGGCACGGAGUUCAUUUCCUUUGGGCACGGACCACGGCUGCCCGAGAACGAAACGCAUCUCGCCGAGAGCUGCAAGCGCCAGCUGAAGGGAAUCGAGUGCGCCAACGAGUACUCGGAGCGCUGUCUUCUGGGCUUCUUUCGAGGCUCGGCCGUCACGGCAUUGACAACGCUGCAAGAGGAGACGGAGCGGAAGUGCGACGCUACGCACCCGGACCACAGGCGCUACCUGAAGAGCGCCCCCUGCCUCAACAAGGCGGGCGACCGGAUCCACAAGUGCGUGCAGAACUUCAGGGAGGAUCUGUACAGGGUGGCGCUCAAGGCGCCGCCCAAGGAGAAGAUACGCUACGCGUGCUGCGAGUACAGCAAGAUGUACAGCUGUAAGCAGGCCAGCCUGAGGGAGAACUGCAACGACCCCAAGGCGAUCCAGUACGUCCGCGAGACGGCCGAGUACGUCCUGCACAACCUGGUCAAGGUCUUCUGCGGCCGAUACGAGAGCGGCUCCGCCGAAUGCGACGCCCUCGACAAGCUGCCGGCGCCCGACUCGAAAGAGGACGCACCCAAGAGCUUCAUCCUGCUACUCAAGUCAUUCGCCGCCGCCGUGCCUUAAAACUUGAACAUCGUCGAUUGUAUCUAUAGCGCGAAGCCGCUGGGAUGGGUGACAGACUGGAGUAUUGCGUUCAAACUGUUCAGUGAUAUUGCAGUCAGAACCCUGCGCGGGUUCGCUAUUUGCAGUUAGUAUGACGUUGAAGGGACAC
Molecule: messenger RNA, 1304 nt
Organism: Rhipicephalus microplus (southern cattle tick)
Lineage: Eukaryota; Metazoa; Arthropoda; Arachnida; Ixodida; Ixodidae
Source: RefSeq, a predicted model, not a curated record